Messenger RNA from Penicillium canariense, 735 nucleotides. RefSeq lists its product as uncharacterized. NCBI's taxonomy places the organism in Eukaryota, Fungi, Ascomycota, Eurotiomycetes, Eurotiales, Aspergillaceae. The record is from RefSeq and is a predicted model, not a curated record. The coding region runs from base 1 to 735 and encodes 244 amino acids. The transcript has 2 exons.
AUGACCUCGUCUAAGAAUGUUGUCUUCGAUAUCGUGGGUACCCUGGUAUGCUACGACCAUCUUUACAAUGCCAUCGACUGCCGACUAGGAGACCGCCUCCGUGCGGAGGGCAUCAAGCCUUGGCUGCUGGGCCAACUCUGGAUGGAAACUGCCGAGCGUGAAUAUACCAAUCUCAGUAUGGCCGGUCGAUAUGUACCGUUCGCCGAAGUGUUCCAAUCGCUCUUUUACCGGAUUCUCUGGAUGGGCGGAAUCCAGCAGCCUCGUACCUUCGCCUCGCCCGAGGAUCUUGCGUGGAUUAUGCAAGAAUACCAGAAGCUCACCAUGCGGCCAGAUGCGGCCGAGUGUAUACAGAAGCUGCGUAACGCCGGAUUUACGGUUUGGGCCUUCACUGCUGCCGAUCUGAAGCGCGUCAGUGGAUACUUUGCGAAGGCGGGGGUCGACCUGCCGGCGGAGAACUUGCUCUCGUGCGACGCUGCUGGUGUGGGGAAGCCCGAUCUCGCUGCUUAUAAGCCCUUGCUGGAGAGGUUGAAGGCAGACAACGAUGGGAAGACCCCCUGGUUUGCGGCCGCUCAUAUGUGGGAUGUCUCUGCGGCCCGGACGGCUGGGUUCAAGGGAGCGUAUUGCACAGUGUUGGAAAAGGAGCCAUUGCAUAAUCUCUUUGGGGAUAUGGACGUGGUAGAUGACACUCUACCGGGCAUGGCUGAGAAGAUCAUCGCCGCCCAGGCUGCUGCUUGA